AUGCUUCUUUCACCAGCGUAUUCUGAUACAGUCGAAGUCAUGUCUGGCCCUCCGGAAACCCCAGGACACUUGUCCCGCACCGGGGUUUAUAUGGAUCCGACAGAUCCUCGCUGGUCUACCCUUCACUCUUCACCUUACUUUGGAGUCUCUCAUCAAUACCAACGUACACAGCAUGGCACAAACGUGCUGACACCCAUCAGCCUAGCUGAUAGCCCAUAUAUGCAACCUCGUCCCAGCCCCGGAUUGAGUCAUCAUUCUCAAGAAUAUCCAUACAUCGAUGACACAGUGGUCUCACAGGGACUCGGUAUCACGAGUUCAUACCACGAUUAUAUCCCCGCUCCGAGCUCUUCUCCAAGUUUUGGCUAUCAGCAUCCACAACACCACGAGCAGCAGCAGCAACAACAAACAAUGGAUUUCUACAAUUAUGGCUCGACUCACACAGGUUCUUAUGCAUUAGAACCCACCAGUUCUAAGCGUCCGAAACGGCAAAUGAUACCCAACACUCUGUCGUCACAACGCAACUCGCCCGUGAGAAUACUACCACACCCAGACGGCCUACAACGACUUGAACACGAGCGUCGAGGAGGCCAAAUAGUAGAUCCGAACCAACAAGAACCCCAAAAGACUCGCCCCGCUGGAAGAGGUCGUCGCGACCCCCAGGCGGAGGAAGAAGACGCCUUUGUCGAGAACCUUCGCGCACAGAAUCUAUCGUGGAAGAUUGUGGCGGAAAUGUUUCGCGAACGAUACGGCAAGAAUACUAGCGAGGCUCGACUCCAGAUGCGCAUGUUGCGGAGGAGAAAGAGUGCGGCGGCAUGGCAAGAGGCAGAUAUUCAACUACUUCACAAGGCGUAUAAAUAUUGGCAAACGGAAAAAUUCCGGAUAAUUGCCGACAAGUUGCAAGACCUAGGAGCAAGCCAAGAGUACGCCGAGGAGCAAAUCCAAUCGCAACUGAAGUGCUUACACGACGACGGUUCGGAAAACGAGUUUGCAACCACAUCUCCAGGAAUCGAGCAUAGGGAACUACAAAGUCCGAGGGCGAGGACCACAACUUUCACAAGCAGAAAACGGAAAAGACAGCUAGACGGUGAAGAAGACGAAGAAGAAGAAGAUUAA
Molecule: messenger RNA, 1113 nt
Organism: Talaromyces marneffei
Lineage: Eukaryota; Fungi; Ascomycota; Eurotiomycetes; Eurotiales; Trichocomaceae
Exons: 4
Coding region: 1-1113 (370 amino acids)
Source: RefSeq, a predicted model, not a curated record